This is a messenger RNA of Guillardia theta CCMP2712, 686 nucleotides long. RefSeq lists its product as hypothetical. Bases 397 to 564 code for a protein of 55 amino acids. The record is from RefSeq and is a predicted model, not a curated record. Lineage: Eukaryota; Cryptophyceae; Pyrenomonadales; Geminigeraceae. The transcript is spliced from 3 exons.
GUGGUUUCAGCCAAUUAUUGAGGAUCUUUUGUCUUGUAUAGGAAUCGACCAGAGUUUCGUGAAACCCUAAACCCUAGUCUCUUUCUAUCAUUCACAGGCCACUUCAUAAAACUUCAAUACUGAUAUUGAGAGUGCUGCUUACAUGGAUGUCAACAGUGUCUUGUAUCUAUUGUCUUAGAUCCACGAUGAUAGAUCUGAUGGAGCCUUGCGUGGCUACAGUAUUUAUGAUAACUCAUCAGUCUCAUAGAACACUUAUUUGCUAGCAAAUCUUUACUCAAAGUGAAGCAAAUCACUGACAGAAUGCAUGACUGGCUGAUUGCAGGUGAAUGUGAAUGGCACUAGCAUCACCACCCCUGGUUUGUCUGCUCGUCGUUUCUUGUUUUGGUUUUAAGGUCUAUGCCAGAUGGUGAGGAUACCACUGUCUACACCUAUCCUGGAUGUGGGUAUUAUCCGUACGCGUACCCCUAUUCAUAUCCGUACUACUACGGAUACUCAUACCCGUACUCCUACACAUCAUAUUACUAUCCCUAUGCUUACCCAAGCACCGUCGUGUCCUUCUACUAGACAUAAUGAUGACGUGACUGCUGGGCCUUCGCGUGGUUUUUGAGCUUGUCGAGCACGUGCGCGGGACGGAGAAGUUUGUGAAGUUGUGAAGCAUCAUCAUUUAAACUAUACAAACUCUUCGG